AUGUUCACUCCCGGAACUACAGUAGCACAUUUAGGCUUAGACGUUCCUAAACUUUACGUUCUAUUACUUCACCCGGGCCAUCUGAGAAGUUCUCAUGCCACGUUGCGUUUUUGGUGGCUUAGUGUGCAUUCUAUCGGAACAUGCCAGAGUAACGAACUGCUUGAAGCUGCCCGAUGGACAUCCAAGAUCGGCCUGUUCUACUGCUAUAGAAGCUCUGAGAAUGGCCUUGGACAUCACACAAGCGUGGGAAAUUUUGGAUAUUCCAACGGCACUGGCUGCAUCCUUGACCCUGCGGACUAUGAUCGCCUCUUACCAAUUGGCGCGGUUGGCAAGUGCGUUCUUUACAUCCCUAAUACAGCAUCCUCUUACUUGAUCUUCCAGAAGAGUCCUAAGAGGUCUUUGUCAACUCCGUAG
Fusarium graminearum PH-1 is the source of this 414-nucleotide messenger RNA. RefSeq lists its product as uncharacterized. The record is from RefSeq and is a predicted model, not a curated record. Lineage: Eukaryota; Fungi; Ascomycota; Sordariomycetes; Hypocreales; Nectriaceae. The transcript has 3 exons. The coding region runs from base 1 to 414 and encodes 137 amino acids.